Molecule: messenger RNA, 948 nt
Organism: Equus quagga
Lineage: Eukaryota; Metazoa; Chordata; Mammalia; Perissodactyla; Equidae
Product: olfactory receptor 2D2-like
Exons: 1
Coding region: 1-948 (315 amino acids)
Biological process (GO): G protein-coupled receptor signaling pathway
Cellular component (GO): membrane
Molecular function (GO): G protein-coupled receptor activity; olfactory receptor activity
Source: RefSeq, a predicted model, not a curated record
AUGACACAGACAAAUGAGACACAGGUGACAGAAUUCCUCCUUCUGGGACUCUCUGAUGACCCACACACCCAGCAGCUGCUAUUCAUCUUAUUCCUGGGUGUCUACCUGGUCACUGUGCUUGGGAAUCUGCUUCUCAUGUCCCUUGUUCAGGUCGACUCCCAGCUUCACACACCCAUGUAUUUUUUUCUCUUCAACUUAUCUCUGGCUGACCUCUGUUUCUCUACCAAUAUCAUUCCUCAGACCCUAGCCCACCUGCUAUCCAAGAAGAAGCUCAUUUCAUUCACACGUUGUGCAGCUCAGCUUCUACUCUUCCUCAUUUUUGGGUGUACACAGUGUGCCCUUCUGGCAGUGAUGUCUUAUGAUCGGUAUGUAGCCAUCGGCAACCCUUUGCAUUACCCUAGCAUCAUGACGUGGAGAGUGUGUGCCCAGCUGGCUGCAGGAUCAUGGACAAGUGGCAUUGUUGUGUCUGUGGUGGACACCACAUUCAUACUAAGGCUACCUUACCGAGGCAGCAAUAGUAUUGCUCAUUUCUUUUGUGAGGCCCCUGCACUGUUGAUCCUGGCAUCCACAAAUACUCGCACUUCAGAAAUGGUCAUUUUCCUCAUGGGUGUCAUGAUUCUCCUCAUACCUGUUUCCCUAAUUCUGAUAUCCUAUGGCUGCAUCAUAGAGACUGUGGUCAGGAUGAAGUCAGCUGAGGGAAGGGUCAAGGCAUUCUCUACCUGUGGCGCCCACCUCAUGGUUGUCAUUCUUUUUUAUGGGUCAGGAAUUGUCACGUACAUGACACCAAAGUCUUCCAAAGAACAGGAAAAACUAGUGUCUGUGUUCUAUGCAAUGGUGACCCCCAUGCUCAAUCCCCUCAUCUACAGCCUGAGGAACAAGGAUGUGAAGGGAUCUCUGAGGAAAGCAGCCACAAGGAAUUUCCCACGCAGACUUGGGAUUUUCCGCUGA